AUGUACCGCUGUGAGAAAUGCAGCCGGCACUUUGACAAUUUGGGAGCUAUUCAACGACAUGCAAAGCGUUUCGGUGCUAGGUGCUCGGCGGUUUUUGGACCAAUAAGGAAUGCACAUGAAGAGGAUCAGCCAGGUGUUUCAGAGAAUAGCAAGACCUCGGACAGUUCUGACCUGGCUCCAGCUGACAGAAACACUAACAACACUGACAACACUGACAACAGCAGUGACAGUGAUGGAGGAUGUGGAAGCGGGGUGGAUGGAGCAUAUGACCCACAGUUUAAAUUAAUACAUUUCAUGCAUACAUGCAAUGGAGGGAAAGGAUUGUCAAAAAACGACAUGCAAGAUCUGCUCAACAUUGUGCACCAUCCAGAAUUUGAUGCAACAAAG
Ostreobium quekettii is the source of this 387-nucleotide messenger RNA. Lineage: Eukaryota; Viridiplantae; Chlorophyta; Ulvophyceae; Bryopsidales; Ostreobiaceae. The record is from the annotation of a GenBank genome assembly.